Messenger RNA from Patella vulgata (common limpet), 1679 nucleotides. RefSeq names its product neuroglian-like. The transcript is spliced from 11 exons. The record is from RefSeq and is a predicted model, not a curated record. Bases 75 to 1679 code for a protein of 534 amino acids. Gene Ontology annotation, biological process: cell-cell adhesion. Gene Ontology annotation, molecular function: cell adhesion molecule binding. Gene Ontology annotation, cellular component: cell-cell junction. NCBI's taxonomy places the organism in Eukaryota, Metazoa, Mollusca, Gastropoda, Patellidae.
UCAGUUUGUUGAGGUGGUAUUAAGGAGGCGAUAACUCCAGUAUUAGUUGACUUUUUAACAGCACGUGAGAGGAGAUGGCAAUUAUUAAAAUGCACCAGUUAUUAAUUUUCAGUAUUAUGUUUUGUAUAUCUUAUGGACAAAAUUAUAGACUUCUACCUCCAAAGAUUACAGAACCUGAUGUCGAGAAAACAAUAUAUUACAAAGCCCAGGAUGAAGUGAUAUUAGUAUGUCAAGCAGAAGCAAAUCCUCAAGCUCAAUAUGAAUGGAUGAAAGACGAUCAGACUAUAGUCAGUGACUAUAUAAAACAAGAUCCAAUUACUGGUGAACUGCAGAUAGCCUCUUUAUCUCGCAGAGAGAUAGGAAAAUACCAAUGUUUCGCUUCUAAUCAAAUUGGAACUAAAACAAUAAAAUCCAUGUCACCCGUCAUAACAGUCGACUUGGCAUAUCUAAACAGUUGGGUGGACACAGGUCUGCCUCCUCCAAGGAUACAAGCAACAGAAGGGGAAGCAGUUCAGCUGACAUGUGACAAUGUACCUUUAUGUAAUCCGCCUGGGCAGUUUAAAUGGUAUAAAGGUGACGACGAAAGUAGCGAAGUUGUACAGGAUGACAGAAUAGCUAUAGAUGCAGAGGGAACUCUUUAUUUCGUCUACGUAACAAAAGAUGAUGAUUUAAUUGGAUUAAGAUAUCAAUGUGCCAUUUUUAAUCGUCAUCUUAAUUCCGUUAAUUUAGGCAGUGGGAAGAUUUUAGAGAUUACGAAACUAAAUCCAAUUCCAGAUAGAGCACCCAGUGUGUUAUAUAGCAAACCAAAUCAGAAAGCUCUUAUUGGACAUUAUAUUGACAUACAAUGUAUCUUUGGUGGCAAGCCGAUACCAUCUAUAUCGUGGAAAAACAAUGAGUUACAAGCAAUUACAAGUAACUCUGAUAAAUAUGAAUUUAUCGACACUUUACGACGCGUUUUACGAGUUAAAAAUAUCCAGGAGUCAGACGAAGGAACUUUCACUUGUGAAGGUGCAAAUACUCAAACAAAUACAGCAACAACAGCUCUUAAUGUCACAUCUCGUCCUAUCUGGGAAAAGUCCUUAUCGUCAAUUACGGUUGCAGCAACAAGAGAUGCUAGUAUGACCUGUCAAGCAAAAUCAGUAAUAAGGGAGAAUCCACCAGGACCACCAGAAUGGUUUGAAAAUGGAGCCCCCAUUCCAAACGAUAAAUUUGACAGUGGUAAAUAUGUGUUCGGUAAUGAUCAACAGAUAUUGAAGGUGACAAAUCUUGUAAAACCAGAUGAUACUACAUGCUUCCAGUGUAAAGUUACCAACUCGGAGGGUUUUCGAUUUGCUGAUGGAUGUCUGGAUGUCAUAGAACCCAUUGUGAUUACAUCAAGACCUCCAGCUGUUCAGGAGAUAUUGAAAGGUGAUAUCGUCAAUUUGACUGUUAUGGCCCAGACUAACUCUCCAUGGCCGAUUCAGUAUAAAUGGUUCUUUAACAAUCAGACUUAUGAUGAUAAGCCACCUUUUGUUACUUACAAUGAAACAUCUAAAUACGCAUACAUCAACACAGAGGAUUUAUCGUUUGAGGAUUAUCGUACUAUUAAUGGAACGUACAUACGGAUGGUGUAUAAUGUACAUGAAAAAAUCAAUGUUACAAUUCAAGUUAUCUUGAAAGAAGUUGAAAAAUCCUGUUAA